ACAAAAAUUCGAAGUCGCAUUGCCUCAACUACAAUUUCUAAAGGCAUCUCUAUGGCUCAAGCAGAAAUCUUAAAUUCGUCGAAUCAGACUGGAUUGGAAUAGGCAGAAAAUAUCCAGCCAAGGAUGCACCGGUUGAUGCCAAAGCCAAAGCGGCCAUGGUUCCGUCCUCCUGGCAGGAACACACAACCCCACCAUCUCACCUCUCAGUUACCAAGUUUCUCGCACUAUCCCUUCCACCAAAAUCUUCAGCAUUCAUCCCGGAGCAAUGUGGUGGCGAAAUCGAGCUUAAUAAUGAAGAUUUGAAAGUUUUCGAGACACUACAAAAGGCUCAAAGUUCCUCUCAAAAUGCCUCUCUCUUAGAUGCGGAUAUCUAGUUAUGAAAGAAUUUUAUGUUGGGUGUUGUAGGCAGAAAAAACGAGAUUUUUUGUAUCUAUUCCAUGUUUGUUCGCCAGUCCGGACAAAAUUGGACGAAGUUUUCAAAGUUUU
This is a messenger RNA of Serpula lacrymans var. lacrymans S7.9, 486 nucleotides long. RefSeq lists its product as uncharacterized. The transcript has 2 exons. The coding region runs from base 156 to 374 and encodes 72 amino acids. Lineage: Eukaryota; Fungi; Basidiomycota; Agaricomycetes; Boletales; Serpulaceae. The record is from RefSeq and is a predicted model, not a curated record.